AUGCACCAGUCCAGCAUCGAUGGGGUGGAGGACAUGUCAGCACUAGCUGAGCUGCAUGAGGCCGCCAUCAUGCACAACCUGUACCAGCGCUACCAGAAGGAUAACAUCUAUACUAAUAUCGGCAGCAUCCUGGCAGCUGUCAACCCCUACAAGCAGAUCCCAGGUAUGUAUGACCCCGAGAGGGUGGACCUGUACUCCAAGCACCACCUAGGGGAGCUCCCUCCGCACAUCUUUGCCGUGGCCAAUGAGUGUUACCGCUGCAUCUGGAAACGCCACGACAGUCAGUGUGUCCUCAUCAGUGGUGAAUCAGGGGCAGGGAAAACUGAGAGCACUAAACUGUUGCUUCAGUUCCUUUCGAUGAUGAGCCAAAAUUCAGCCGGGACUCCACCAUCUGAGAAAAGUACACGAGUGGAGCAGGCCAUCGUACAAAGCAGCCCGAUCAUGGAAGCAUUUGGUAAUGCUAAGACUGUUUAUAACAACAACUCCAGUCGCUUUGGGAAAUUCAUCCAACUUCACUUCUCUGAAGUCGGCAACAUCCAAGGAGGCUGCGUCAUUGAUUAUUUACUGGAAAAGAACCGAGUGGUACGACAAAACCCUGGAGAACGAAAUUACCACAUCUUCUAUGCUCUACUGGCAGGAGCUAACAAGGAGCAUAAAAGCCUCUACUUCCUGGAGGACCCUCCUGAAUCGUUCCACUACCUCAGCCAAUCAGGGUGUCUGAAGGACAAGAGCCUGAAUGACAAAGAACUUUUCAACAGUGUUAUGGAGGCGCUGAAAGUGUUAGAGUUCACUGAGGAGGAGAUCAGAGACAUGUUUAAGCUACUGUCAGGAGUCUUACAGCUGGGAAACAUCGAGUUCAUGACUGCAGGAGGAGCCCAGAUCACCACCAAGCAAGUGGCCAGUAAUGCCAGUGAGCUGCUGGGCCUGGAUGCCUUCCAGCUGUCUGAAGUCCUGACUCAGCGCUCCAUAAUCCUCAGAGGAGAGGAAAUAUGCUCCCCACUCACUAUAGAGCAGGCCGUGGAUUCCCGGGACUCUGUGGCGAUGGCGUUAUAUUCCCAGUGUUUCUCCUGGAUCAUCCUGAAGAUCAAUCAGAAGGUCAAAGGGAAGGAAAACUUUAAAUCCAUCGGCAUCCUUGACAUCUUUGGUUUUGAAAACUUUGAGGUGAAUCGGUUUGAGCAGUUCAACAUCAACUACGCCAACGAGAAACUUCAGGAGUACUUCAACAAGCAUAUCUUCUCCCUGGAGCAGCUAGAGUACAACAGGGAAGGUGUCCAGUGGGAUGCCAUAGACUGGAUGGACAAUGCAGAGUGUCUUGACCUUAUAGAAAAGAAACUGGGCUUGUUGGCAUUGGUGAAUGAAGAGAGUCGAUUCCCCAAAGGAACAGAUUUCACUCUGCUUGAGAAGUUGCACAGCAGACACUCUACAAACCCUUACUAUGUCAAGCCCAGACUUGCUGACCAUCAGUUCGGUAUCAAACAUUAUGCUGGGGAGGUCCUAUAUGAUGUUCGAGGGAUCCUGGAGAAGAACAGAGACACCUUCAGAGACGACAUCCUAAACAUGCUCAAGGACAGCAGGCUGGACUUUAUCUAUGACUUAUUUGAGAAGGUCGGCAGCAGGAACAAUGAGGAGAAGAUGGGAACAGCCAGACGCAAACCUACUGUGAGCUCCCAGUUCAGGGACUCCCUCCAUGCUCUCAUGGCCACUCUGAGUGUAUCCAACCCUUUCUUCAUUCGCUGCAUUAAACCCAACAUGAAAAAGAAUCCAAAUGUGUUUGACCCAGAGGUCGUCCUGAACCAGCUGAGGUAUUCUGGGAUGUUGGAAACUGUGAAGAUCCGUCGGGCUGGGUUCCCCGUCCGCAGAACUUUCAAAGAUUUCUUCUCUCGGUAUAAGAUCAUUCUGAAAGACAAGGUACCAGCAGCAGUAGAUGAUAAGAAGAGAAGCACAGACCUUCUAACCAAAUAUGACAAAACCAAGAAAGAGUGGCAGUUUGGCAAGACUAAGGUGUUUAUGAAAGAGUCUCUGGAGCAGCGUUUAGAGAAAGACAGAGAUGAAAUCCGACGCCAAGCUGCCAUGAUAAUUCGAGCCCACCUACUUACUUUCUCUGCCAAGAAGCACUUCAAGCGGGUACGUGCCAGCAUCGUCACCCUCCAGAAACACUUCAGAAAGCACAUCCAACGCAGACGGUUCUUGAGGCAGCGCAAGGCGGCGCUGGUGCUGCAGAGACACAGGCGAGGUCAGGUUGCGCGUUCUCUAGUUCGAAAACUCAGAGAGGAGAAGAAGAAGAAGGAGGAGGAACAGAAGAAGACAGAGGAGGGAGAGAAGAAGACGGCAGGCGACGGGGAGCAGGAGGAAGUGAAUGAAGGAGAUGAGAAAAAAGAUAAAUCCUCUGAGGAAAAUCCUGCUUCUUCAGACGAGGCCCGGCAGAUGGAGGAGAUCCUGCAGCUGGAGCGAGAGAUCGAGCGCUUGCAGAAGAAGAGAGAGGACGAGGUGUCCCAGCUGUGUGAGUCCUCCAAACAGGAGCUUCAGCUGCGCCGGGAUGCUGAGCUCAAACGGAUGAAGAAGGAGGCGUCGCGUAAGGCCACGGAGCUCAUUGACCUCCUGAACUUUGGAGGUGUGGAUCCUUCUCUGGGAGCAUCCGCAUCCAAACCUGCUGCAGAGGCGAAAGCUCCCAAAGCUGCAAGUGCUGCCAGAGAUCCGUCCAAAGAGGAAGAGGUGGACGAGGGGUUUCACGCUGAAGAGGAGUGCAUCCCUCUCCCUGACUUCCCUCCUCCUGCUGAGACAGACACUCCUUUGGAUCAGGAGAUAUUUGCUCACCUUCCUCCUCCCCCGCCUGCUUUUGCAGAGGGGACAGUGCCUCCUGCGCCACCUCCUCCCUCUCCUCUGCCUGCAGACGGCGUGCCUGUAGCUGGAAUUCCUCCCCCUCCUCCUCUCCCUCCACCUGAAGAUGGCUCGGCUGCCCCUCCUCCACCACCACCACCACCGCCCCCUCCCCCAGGAGAGGGAGGCAAAGCAGAGCCGGAAAGGAAGGUGAGUAUGGUGGAGAGCCUCGGCGACGGCGAGGAGCCUAUCUACAGCAUGCCGGCUGAUACAGAGUCAGAUUAUGACCAGGAGGAGGAGGAAGGGUCCGUCACUGCCGGGGACGACAGCUCCGUAUCAGGGAGCAACCGCGGGAGUGCCGCUGUGGCGGACGAGGAGCACCCGAGGAAGUCGACCUGCACCAACGCCAGCAUCGAGUCCUACAGAGGCAGCUCUGACUCUUAUGCAGACAGUGAUGAUGAACAUGACGGCAUGAUGGACACUGAUGAGGAAGUGACUAAUGGCAGAGUAACCCUGUUUAAUGGAAAUGGACCACCAUAUUUUCACGGUUACCUCUACAUGAAGGCUGGUCUGAUGAUCCCAUGGAGGAGGCGUUGGUGUGUGCUGAAGGAUGAAACCUUCAUGUGGUUCCGGUCCAAACAAGAGUCUCUCAAGUCUGGCUGGCUCUACAAGAAGGGAGGAGGCCUCUCCACUCUCUCACGGAGGUUAAACUGGAAGAUGCGCUGGUUUGUGCUGAGGGACAGCAAGCUGAUGUACUACGACAAUGACAGUGAGGAGAAACUGAAGGGAACCAUAGACAUCCGAGCCGCCAAGGAGAUCGUGGAUAAUCAUGAAAAGGAAAACGCUCUGAACAUUGUAACGGAUGAAAGGACCUAUCAGGUGUUUGCUGAGUCACCAGAGGAUGCAAGUGGGUGGUUUAAUGUGCUCAGUAAGGUGCGUGUGUGCACUCCUGAGCAGCUGCUGGAGAUGUCCCAUGAACAGGCUAACCCAAAGAAUGCUGUGGGAACUCUUGAUGUGGGGCUGAUUGACUCUGUUUGUGCUUCAGACAACCCUGAUAGGCCCAACUCCUUUGUCAUCAUUACGGCCAACCGUGUGAUCCACUGCAACAGUGACACGCCAGAGGAGAUGCACCACUGGAUCAGUCUGCUGCAGAAACCCAAAGGAGACGCCAGGAUAGAUGGGCAGGAGUUCCUUGUCAGAGGCUGGCUCCAAAAGGAGAUGAAGACAAAUGCUAAGAGCACCUCCCUGAAGCUGAAGAAGCGCUGGUUUGUUUUGACCCACAACUCCUUGGAUUACUACAAGAGCUCAGAGCGAAACUCAUCGAAGAUGGGAACUCUGGUCCUUAACUCCCUCUGCUCCAUCAUUCAGCCAGAUGAACGAGUGCACAGGGAGACGGGUUACUGGAACAUCAUCGUUUACGGGAGGAAGCAUUCCUACCGCCUUUAUACCAAGAUGCUGAACGAGGCCAUGAGGUGGACCGCUGCGAUACAAGGGGUCAUAGACAGCAAGACCCCCAUAGAAACUCCAACUCUGCAGCUCAUUAGAGACAUCAAGGAGAACAGCGUUAACCCAGACAUCGUGGAACAAAUGUACAGGAGGAACCCCAUCCUCAGAUACACUCAGCAUCCUCUGCAUUCCCCUCUUCUGCCGCUCCCUUAUGGAGAGGUCACCAGCCUACAAAGGCAGCAGGGAUAUGCCAGUCUGCAGGAUGAGGCGGUACGAGUUUUCAACUCACUGCAGGAGAUGGAGACGCUGGCAGACACGGUGCCUAUCAUUCAGGGCAUCCUGCAGACCUGCCAGGACCUGCGCCCUCUCAGGGAUGAGGUAUAUUGUCAGGUGAUCAAGCAGACCAAUCAUGUGCCUCAACCUAACAGCCCAGCCAAUCGGGCACACUGGCAUCUGCUCACCUGCAUGAGCUGCACCUUCCUACCCAGUCGUGCCAUUCUCAGAUACCUCCGCUUCCACCUCAAGAGGAUCCGUGAGCGUUUUCCCGGCACAGAUAUUGAGCGUUACGCCAGUUUCAUCGGGGAAUCCCUUAAGAAGACCAAGACUCGUGAGUUUGUUCCCUCUCAGGAGGAGAUCGCCGCCCUGCUGGUGAGACAGGAGAUGAGCACCACCGUCUACUGCCACGGGGGAGGCUCCUGCAAGAUCUCCAUCAAUUCACACACCACAGCUGGAGAGGUUGUGGAGAAGCUGAUCAGAGGUUUGGCCAUGGAGGAGAGCAAGAACCUGUUUUCUCUGUUUGAACACAACGCCUUCACAGACCGAGCUUUGGAGAGCAGAGUGAUUGUGGCAGACGUUCUGGCCAAGUUUGAAAGACUGGCAGGCAGCGAAGAAGAGGAGGAGGAAGGAGAAUGGAAGCUCUACUUCAAACUCUACUGCUUCUUGGAUGUGGAGAGCAUGCCAAAAGAAGGAGUGGAGUUUGCUUUCAUGUUUGAGCAGGCCCAUGAAUCUCUUAUAAGUGGUCACUUCCCUGCCUCAGAGGAGACUUUGCAGCACCUUGCCGCUUUACGUCUCCAGUAUCUCCAUGGUGAUGGGGCAGGUCGCGCCGGGUGGAGCCUGGGAAGCGUUUAUCCGAUUGGUCGUCUGCGCAAUCGCAUCCUCCACUCCACCAAGCCCGGCGUGGGGGCGGCAGGCGGAGCUGGAGGAGCUGGAGGAGGAGGACCAGGAGAUGGGAAGGGCACUGCAGGAGGUCAGGGAGUUGUUCCACCUGGGGCAGAGAAACGAAAGACCCCGAGCUUCCUGGAUGGCACCCUGAGGAGAAGCUUUAAGACUGGUUCACUGAAGAAGCAGAAGGUGGAGGAGGAGCAGAUGCUGGAGAUGUGGGUGAAGGAGGAGACGUCUGCCACACGGACCAGUGUUCUGGAGAAGUGGACCCGGCUGCAGGGCAUGCCUCAGCAUCAGGCCAUGCUUAAAUAUAUGAGCGUUAUCAAAGAGUGGCCUGGGUAUGGAUCUACUCUGUUUGAUGUGGAGUGUAAAGAGGGCGGUUUCCCUCAUGAUCUGUGGCUGAGUGUGAGUGCGGACAACGUGUCAGUGUAUAAACGAGGUGAACCUAAACCGCUGGAGACUUUCCAGUAUGAACACAUCACCUUCUUUGGGGCUUCACAGCCCUGCACCUACAAGAUCAUCGUGGAUGAGAGGGAGAUGUUCUUUGAGACGCCACUGGUUGGCGAGAUCACCAAGAUCAUGAGGGCCUACAUCAACAUGAUGGUGAAGAAACGCUGCAGCAUCAUGUCAGUAACCAGCGUCACCAGUUCCUGGGCCAGGUGAUUCCCACCAACCAGUCAGAGCCCUCGGGUUCAUACAGUGGCAACAGAUGCCUCAGCCCCCCUUGCAGUGGUUGGUUGGUUGGUUUUGAUGGAGGCAGUCGCACCAACCAGCUAAUCCUCUAGGUUGAAUCAAGGGUGUUGGAUGAUCAUCUAUGAUCAAACGGGUAAAGCAAGAUAGAAGUGGACACAGAAGCCAAACGCACACUCUACUGGCCUGGGUUUCACAUGGGAUAGGGGAUAAGGGAUCUAUUUAGAAAUGAGCAUGACAAAGAAAAACAACCUGUAUUUUGGGACGGUCUUUUCAAAUACAUAACCCCCCAGUUGUAGUCCUGCAUGUAGAUGUUCAAGCACACUCCAAACUUCUCUCCGUUUUUUUUUUCGGACAAAACUCAGUAAUAACAAGCACAACUCUGCCGCCCAGUCCCUGCCUGUCCCAGGUGGCUCCCUUCCCUCCCCCCAGUGCACUGCCAGACAGAAGAAAGCCACACUUUCUCAGUUAACUCUCUUUCUUUCUCACUCCUCCAAUUUUAGUCUCUCUCUUUCUCUUCACGUGGCCCCACUCCUGUUGCAUCUUUGUUUGGUAUUAAGUUGUAAUGCUGAAUUCUUGUUCUUGCUUGCUUUCUCUCUGUUGUUCUCUCUCUGUCGUUUAUCUGUGACAUCCGCUGUUCUUAGAUCUGUCUGUGACUGAGAAAAAGGACUCAAUGAUGAUUCUUCUUUAGGGCUACUAAAGGGAAAAUGAGCUCCCUGCCCCCACAUAGUGUUCACUUGCUCACUCAUCAGUGCCACCGUGUGGCCACAUGAAGAAAACACAGCUAAAGGAAAGUGGCUUUAAGUAUUUCUGAACAUGAUCAAAUAAUUAUUCUUGAGAAGAAAGAGUAGAGGUUUUGUUUUGGAGGCUCUCUUGUCAUGUUUAGCUUGACAUGGAGAGUGUGCAUGGUUAACAGUCUCACUUGGCCUUUACUUGAAGAACAGUAUCAACCAGAAUAUAAGACAAAACAUUUCCCUGUCUAUGUCUACAUAUAACACACGCUGCAUAUAUCUACUGUAUAUUCGUAUACAUGUACACUUAAACUGAACCAACAUUUAUCGUUUUGUACUGUAUAUCAAACGUUAUAAGAGUUAUUGUUGAAUUUGCAGUGGCCACUGCACUGUACAGUAUAUAGAUGCUAUACUAAAUGCAAUGUGACACCUCCAGUGUAAAUUACAUGCAAGUGAAUGGUGUUAAUAAUGACCACUGUAUGUCUGAAUAUGAUGCCAAUACUGUACAUUAUUCACUGGCUGUGCCAUUAAUGUGACUCACAGAGAAAUAACAAUUAAUAGUAAAAACACAGACCAUAAUGAGACUGGCUGCUAUGGUAUGUUUUCACAGUGUUUUGAUGAAUUGGUCAUUGUUGUUAUCUGUGGGACUCACUCUGCAGCAUUAAUUGGAGCCAUAAAAUACUGUAUAUCCUUGUCUGCUAUUCUCAGUUUUUCUUUACGAAGAUCAGUGACUUGAACAAUAAUGCAUAAGCGCUCCCCUUUGUCUGUGUUUCCAACCUGUUUAUGAACGUGUGAGUUUUAUUACUGAUACUAAUAUUAUUACUGUAUGCCCCCUGCUAUCUUAACCACACUGAAGUGCUGUGUCUGGAAUGCUGUUGUGUGUGUGUGUGUGUGUGUGUGUGUGUGUGUGUGUAUUUAUGGUGUAAUCCAAAACGUUGGAAAAGAAAAGAGAAAUGAAAAAAGAGAAUUGGUUUUACUGUGUGUAUUUCUUGGAAAUAAGACGUAUUUACAUGACUAACCUUUCCCAAGAAUGAUGUUGUGAUUGUGAGUUAAGGGGAAAAGCAUGGGAUUUCAAGGGAGGGUUUUGGGGUAAUUUAUUUCGUAUUGAACUGUAUGUAAUUGCAAGGUAUGUUUGGGAGGAUAAUGUAUUAAAAAUAUAAUGGAUUUUUUAAGGCUCAGUGUAAGAGGAGAUGAGACGCUGUGAGGAUGUGGGAUCAGAAAUGGUUUAAUUGUGCACUGGGAAUGCUGAUUAUGCUUUGUGUGCGUGUGUGUGUGUGUGUAUGUUUUGAACUGAAGGGGAAGUCACUGUAAUGUUAACAUCACAUUACUCUGUGGCACUUCAGUUAGAUGGCAGCAUCCCUCAUGUGUAACACCUAGAGGACAAAAAUGUUUCCCCACAUCAAAUAUCCAGGGGGAACACUUAAAUAUGUCUAACAGCUACACACGGUCCAAAUAUAAUUUAGUUAACUAGUUUCUGUGUCAAUAAUAAUUUCAAUAUUUGCCCUGAAAACAGUUAUGGUUUGCUGCUUUUCAGGACAGAUAUUUAAGUGAAGUUGAACUUGUUGAACUUGUAAGGUGAAAUUGUCUACUGUCUAUCUGGAGUGCCACGUACAGGGCCUGAAGCCAGGAUAUUAGAAACACUGAGGUCAUAAGUCCAAAUGAGUCAGUGAAAACAAACUAUAUAAUUUGGAUCUUCCUUCUGUUAAGUUAUGUUGUCAAAAGAUUUUAUUUCCCAACAUGGUCUAAAUACUGUGUCAAGACCUCCCACAUUACCUGGAAUAAAACUUGGCUUGCAAAUAUUCAAAUUUAAAUAUAUAUUUAGUCUAAAAUUACAGGAAUCAGCCUAUUAAAGUAUCCGUGUAUAUGUUUUUCCUUUACUACCAUUUCGAAAGUUCCCAAAUUAUUAGAAAAAAUACCAAGGACAUGCCCUCAGUGUCUUCAAUGGUAGCUGGCCUGGCUGCAUACACACAGCUCACUGGGAUCCUCCUGCCUAUAGAGUUAAAAUAAGCAGAACUCCCUCACAGGUUCCACUUUGUACUUUUGGUUAUUUUAGUUUUGGCUAAAAUGAGAGGCGAACCAGAGAAAGCAACCCAUAAGCCAUAAUUAACGAGGAACCUGGAGCUGUCUGUUCUAGUUAUUCUAUAUCUAUGGUUCUGUCUGUCACUGAUAUUACACUGAGUUGGAAGAAGUUGCCCCAUAGUUGCUGAAAUGUGAUUCAUGUGGAUACUAAACAGAACAAUGAAAUGAAAAUCAGAUUUUGACGUAUCUGAUCGCAAAUCUGUUUCCAAGGGCAACUUCAUCACAGAGGGUCCUGUUAUCAGCCGCAGGCGGCCAGAGUGGGGCCCAUUCUUAUCUCAUGUUAUGCUUAUUAUCAUCAUUACAUAGUAAAACAUACUGUGCUUGUUUAAAAAAAAAGAGAAAGAGAGAGAUAUGUGUGUUGUACCUUUUUAUUUGUAACUGGCUUUACAAAAUUAUGCUUUAAUAAAUUAUUGGAAUUAUUGUCCUCAA
Micropterus dolomieu (smallmouth bass) is the source of this 9353-nucleotide messenger RNA. It is a transcript of the gene myo10l1, whose product is annotated as myosin X, like 1. Gene Ontology annotation, cellular component: myosin complex; cytoskeleton. The transcript is spliced from 41 exons. Gene Ontology annotation, biological process: signal transduction. Lineage: Eukaryota; Metazoa; Chordata; Actinopteri; Centrarchiformes; Centrarchidae. The coding region runs from base 1 to 6087 and encodes 2028 amino acids. Gene Ontology annotation, molecular function: ATP binding; cytoskeletal motor activity; protein binding. The record is from RefSeq and is a predicted model, not a curated record.